AUGAAACCAAAUGGAAAUCUGGAUCUACUGGAAAGAAUGAAAAGCACUGGCAAUGGUAACUACGUAGGUAAAUAUAUAAUUGAAAAAAGCAUCAUCAAGAACAAGGAGGGCAUGGAGACCAAGUUGUUAACGGCCCGGUCCCAUGCACUGGUGACCUUCAAGGAUGUACUUGUGAACUUCACCAGGGAGGAGUGGAAGCUGCUGGAUACUGCUCAGCAGAUCAUGUACAAAGAUGUGAUGCUGGAGAACUAUAAGAACCUGGUUUCCUUGGGGCAUCAGCUUCCCAAACCAGAUGUGAUCCUUCAGUUGGAGAAAGGAGAAGAGCCGUGGCUGGUGGAGAGAGGGACUCACCGGGAGACCCACCCAGAUUUGGACACUGCGGUUGAAAUUAAAUCAUCAGUGUCCAGUAAGAGCAUUUCUAAAGAUAAACAAUCCUAUGGCAUUAAAAUGGAAGGAAUCCCAAAGAACGAUCUCUGGUAUUUGUCAUUAGAAGAAGUCUGGAAGUGUGAAGACCAGUUGGACAAGUAUCAGGAAAAUCAGGAGAGACAUUUGAGGCAAGUGGCAUUCACCCAAAAGAAAGCACUUAAUCAGGAGAGAGUCUGUGAAAACAGUAAAUAUGGGGGAAAUUGUCUUCUUCCUGCUCAACUAGUGCUGAGGGAGUAUUUCCACAAACAUGACUCACAUACUAAAAGUUUAAAACAUAAUUUAGUUUUUAGUGGUCAUCAGGAAAGCUAUGCAAGUCAUAGUAGUGAAUGUGGUCAAACCUUCUGUCAAAAUAUUCAUCUUAUUCAGUUUGCAAGAACUCAACCAGGAGAUAAGUCUUACAAAUGCCCCGAUACUGUCAACUCUCUUACCGGUGGUACAUCCCUUGGUGUAUCGAAGGGCAUACAUAGGGAGAAACCAUAUGAAUGUAAGGAGUGUGGAAAAUUCUUUAGCUGGCGUUCUAAUCUUACCAGGCACCGGCUUAUUCAUACUGGAGAAAAACCCUAUGAAUGUAAAGAGUGUGGAAAGUCUUUCAGCCGGAGUUCUCACCUCAUUGGACAUCAGAAGACUCACACUGGUGAGGAACCCUAUGAAUGUAAAGAGUGUGGAAAGUCCUUCAGCUGGUUCUCUCACCUUGUGACCCACCAGAGAACUCACACAGGAGACAAACUGUACACGUGCAGCCAGUGUGGGAAGUCAUUUGUUCACAGCUCCAGGCUCAUUAGGCACCAGAGAACUCAUACUGGAGAGAAACCUUAUGAAUGUCCUGAGUGUGGGAAGUCUUUCAGACAGAGCACACAUCUCAUUCUGCAUCAGAGAACUCAUGUCAGAGUGAGGCCCUACGAAUGUAACGAGUGUGGGAAGUCAUAUAGCCAGAGGUCUCACCUUGUGGUGCACCACAGGACUCACACGGGACUGAAGCCCUUUGAGUGUAAAGACUGUGGAAAAUGCUUCAGUAGAAGCUCUCACCUUUUCUCCCAUCAGAGGACGCACACUGGAGAGAAACCAUAUGAAUGCCACGACUGUGGGAAGUCCUUCAGCCAGAGUUCUGCCCUCAUCGUGCAUCAGAGAAUUCAUACUGGAGAGAAGCCAUAUGAAUGCUGCCAGUGUGGGAAAGCCUUCAUCCGGAAGAACGACCUUAUUAAGCAUCAGAGGGUUCAUGUUGGGGAAGAGACCUAUAAAUGUAAUCAGUGUGGGAUUAUCUUCAGCCAGAACUCUCCGUUGAUAGUACAUCAAAUAGCCCACACUGGAGAGCAGUUCUUAACUUGUAACCAAUGUGGGACAGCGCUUGUUAAUAGCCCUAACCUUAUUCGAUAUCAGACAAAUCAUAUUAGAGAGAAUACUUAUUAA
Molecule: messenger RNA, 1833 nt
Organism: Puma concolor (puma)
Lineage: Eukaryota; Metazoa; Chordata; Mammalia; Carnivora; Felidae
Source: RefSeq, a predicted model, not a curated record